UAGAAAAAUAAAAAUGUGUAAAUAAUUCGUGUUUUAUAUAUGUAUUUAACAAUAAUGUAUAGAAGAGAAUAUUUGAUAGGUUAAUUAACUCUCAGUAUGUAAUAAUAUAUAUAUUUAUAUAGUUUAAUUUAUUAAUAUUUUCUAAAAUGUGGUUUACUAAGAACUGUAAUCAGUUUCUUAAAUAUGAACGAUUUUGUAUGCGAAUGUUGAUUAGAAAACGAUCACAAGAUGCCACAGAUACAACACAAAGUAUUCCAGAACCAGAAUACAAUAUAAACUUUUUAUGUAAUCCAUCAAAUCGAGAUACCAUUUAUAACAAUAUAAUUGCAAGAAAGGGUGUUGGAGAUAUUGACAAAGUUCUUGAACUUUCCCAGAAACCAGAAUUAAAAGAUUCAUUUUUACAUGAAUUAAGUAAAAUACCAAAUCAAACACAUCCAACAGUUUUAUCUUAUGACAAAGAACCACAUUUACUGAAAGAAUGUGGACAUAAACCAGAAUUUGAUUUUGAACCAAAAGAAUUUUCAACGUUAACUAAAGAUUUGAAAUUACUUAAAAGUGAAACCUUAGGUCCUUUGAUAGGACACAGAGGAUAUAUACUUGUAGGAGAUUUAGCAGAUUUAGAAGAAGCAUUAGUUCAUUAUACUGUAAAAUAUGUAAUGAAGCUUGGUUUCAAACUUAUAUCGGUACCUGAUAUUAUUCCUACUAGAAUUAUAGAAAGAUGUGGAUUAAUAACAGAUAAUGGAAGAACUCUUACAUACAGUUUAACUCCUUCUUAUGAUGAUGAUUAUAGUUUAUCUGGAACAGCAGAAAUGUCAUUAGCUUACAAAGUAAUGAAUACUACAUUUAGUACAGAUGAUUUACCAUUAAGAAUGGCUGCUGUAAGCAGGUGUUUUAGAGCAGAAAUAUCUCAUAAAGCAGAACAAAGAGGAAUAUAUAGGGUUCAUCAGUUUACAAAAGUUGAAAUGUUUGUAUGUUCUGAACAAGAAAAAUCUACAGAAGAAUUUCAGAAACUUCAAGAAAUUCAAGAAAAUUUAUUUACUUCUUUAAAUUUACAUUUUCAAGUAAUUGAUAUGCCACCUCAUGAUUUGGGAGCUCCAGCCUACAGAAAAGUUGAUAUGGAAGGCUGGAUGCCUGGAAGAAAAUUAUAUGGGGAAUUAUCUAGUUGUAGUAAUUGUACAGAUUAUCAGUCGCGUCGUCUCAAUAUAAAAUAUAAAACAAAAAGCGGAGAAUUGUUACAUGUUCAUACUUUAAAUGCAACUGCUUGUGCGAUACCUCGUACACUAAUUGCACUUUGUGAAACACAUCAAACAAAGCACCACCGCAUUAAAGUCCCUGAAAUUUUACUGCCUUAUAUGAAAGGAAAAGAGCUUAUCAGAAAACAACUAAUUCCAGAUAUGAGAAAUUAUAAGACUACGAUAUGAACUUAAUAAACAAAAAGUCGUUGUGUAAUCACAGAAAUUAGGAUUUAUAAAAACUUCAAAUAUUAAACACCACCUGACAAUAUAUUUUCUAAAAACUAAUACAAUAUUAUCAUACAAAGAAUAGGGGUCUGAAAAUUAUACGUACACAGAGAUAAAGAUCUUUUCUUCAAUAACUUGUUAUUCUGUAUAUAUUUUGUAGCGGUGUUAUAAAAAUGUAACACAAAAUAUUUCUUCUUAAAGUAAUACAAUUUAAAGACAUUGCAAAUUUA
Molecule: messenger RNA, 1690 nt
Organism: Osmia lignaria (orchard mason bee)
Lineage: Eukaryota; Metazoa; Arthropoda; Insecta; Hymenoptera; Megachilidae
Gene: SerRS-m
Product: Seryl-tRNA synthetase, mitochondrial
Biological process (GO): seryl-tRNA aminoacylation
Molecular function (GO): ATP binding; serine-tRNA ligase activity
Source: RefSeq, a predicted model, not a curated record